CACAGCAGCAAUCUGGAAGAAAUUACUCUUCUAAACAUCCAGACAUCCCCAGUUUCAGGAAAUUCCAAGCUGGGCCAGGGGAGGGGCCGGGCUGGGGGCGCGCCCCGUCUCCCCUCCCCAGCUCUGCGCUUGCGCGUGCUGGGUACCGCCAGAAGGCCCAUCCUGCCCCCCAAUCGGUCCAGAGAGGCCUCAGCUCGUCCUCUAAGCCGUAGAGACCAAGUUUUGAGGGUAAGGAAGGCGGGCUGGGGUGCGGCUUUACAACCAGAGGAGCAGAAGGCAGAGCCUGACCCAGCCAGACCCCGAGUCCACUGGGCCCGCGGGCCCUGCCCUGGCUGCGGGAGGAGAGAGGGGCUGACACUUCAGUUUCCGGGUGCAGGUGGGGUCGUCGAGGAAGGAGAGGGAGCCAGAGGUGGACGUGGAGGCCGCGAGGGGCCGGAGCGCAGCGGGGACCGAGAGAUGCCGGUGCUGAAGCAGCUGGGCCCCGCGCAGCCCAAGAAGCGCGGGGAGCGGGGCGCGCUGUCCAUCUCGGCGCCCCUGGGUGACUUCCGGCACACGCUGCACGUGGGGCGCGGCGGCGACGCCUUUGGGGACACCUCGUUCCUGAGCCGCCACGGGGGCGCGCCGUGCCCCGAGCCCCGCGCGCCCGCUGCGGGCGUCCCCUGCCCCGCGCCCCCUCCCGCUCAGGCGCAGCCGCGCUCGCCCGGGCUGCGCGCGUCCACCGACCCGUUGCUGUCCUUCCACCUAGACCUGGGCCCCUCCAUGCUGGACGCAGUGCUGGGCGUCAUGGACGCCGAGCGUGCGGAAGCCCCGGCCAAGCCUGACGGGGACGCGGGUCCUGGGACACCGCACCCCAGACCCUAUGGUUACACCAGCGCCGGCCUGGAGCUAGACGAGGUCCUCGGCCUGUAGCGCCCCGGCUCCCGCCCCGAGCCAGGUGUCCAGGGUGCGGGAAGGCACGGGGGAAGGCGGGAAGGCGCGGGUCCCAGCGCCACAGGGGCCACAGGCAAGUCCCCGGGCCCGGACCCAGGCGGGCGCCACCGGCGGACCUCCUGCCGCUUCUUUAACAGCGCCCGUCGAGGCCUUUCCCCGGGAUUUUCAUCCACCCAACACAGACCUGGUCCCGAGUGCUAACGCCUGGGUGUCACGGCCCUUGGCAUUAGGCGACCCGAGGACCCAGCGCCCGCGGACGCCCUUCCCUUGGACCGGUUGCGGGGGAAACGAGCUAGGGGAGGACUCAGCCGCAGGGGUGUGGCCUCCGGCGGGGAGGUCUUCAGCCUUGGAGACGCGAGACUGGAAGGUGGUGGUGGCAGCAUCCUCACCCGGGAACGAAGUCCAGCCUGAGUCCGCAGAGGUGCCAGUUAUUCAAUAGGCUGCGCGCGCAGAGAGCGCGGCCCGAGGGCGCGGCCCAGGGCGCGUAGCCAGGCUCACGGAGGGGCGGGGCCAGGCGCUGGCGCUAACCUUCCGGGGUAGGCUAAGAGUUUGGGUCCUACGGGUAGGCACGUGCUAAACCAGAGGCGGGGGUUGG
This is a messenger RNA of Perognathus longimembris pacificus (Pacific pocket mouse), 1525 nucleotides long. It is a transcript of the gene Cdc42ep5, whose product is annotated as CDC42 effector protein 5. The coding region runs from base 457 to 909 and encodes 150 amino acids. Lineage: Eukaryota; Metazoa; Chordata; Mammalia; Rodentia; Heteromyidae. The transcript is spliced from 3 exons. The record is from RefSeq and is a predicted model, not a curated record.